Messenger RNA from Sycon ciliatum, 2311 nucleotides. RefSeq names its product guanine nucleotide-binding protein G(o) subunit alpha-like. The transcript has 8 exons. Gene Ontology annotation, biological process: adenylate cyclase-modulating G protein-coupled receptor signaling pathway. NCBI's taxonomy places the organism in Eukaryota, Metazoa, Porifera, Calcarea, Leucosolenida, Sycettidae. The record is from RefSeq and is a predicted model, not a curated record. Bases 545 to 1609 code for a protein of 354 amino acids. Gene Ontology annotation, cellular component: heterotrimeric G-protein complex. Gene Ontology annotation, molecular function: GTPase activity; G-protein beta/gamma-subunit complex binding; G protein-coupled receptor binding.
UUCUACAUUUUCCUCCUUUCGUUUUCGUGUGACUGUUGCAACAUUGACGAGGUCAAACUCAAAGCUCGUGAAUCUGAUCGUACUUUCAAUCUACGUGAGUUUCUUCUGCUUGAACAUUCGCAAUACCAGGGGCAGUGGGUUGACAUAGCUGGCUUGUCUGCGUGGUCGACUGGAUCGUUGACUGCGGGCAGCCUGAGUAGAAUCGAUAGCGAUAAACGCUAACGACGGAACUCUAUCUCCUUAGUAGUUGCGCCCAGUGCGUGGGUUACUGUAACACAGUCUGCUGUCGUCGACACUCAACGCAGGAACGCACGGAUCACCUCUACUGGCUCUUGCUCUCUCGAUGCGCCGAAACGUCAGAGAGAGAGAGGCAGCGCAGCAUCCUUAGUUUCAGCCGGACGAUCCUCCAGCGGUGUGGCGUUGUCAUCUGGCUGGGAAGAUCAAAGUCGUUGUUGGGUAUUGCCUAUUAUCUGUCCACAGCGAUCCCUGAGUCCAGUGGACCUCAGGCCGACGUUGAGUGUUUGCACAGUUGCCAACAGGCACGAUGGGGUGUAUUGUUAGUGUGGAUGAUAAGGUGGCCAUUGAACGGAGUCGGCGGAUCGACAUGGGAUUGAAAGAGGAGGGAACGGCAGGCGAACGUGUAAAGCUACUGUUAUUAGGUGCCGGUGAGUCUGGGAAGAGCACGAUACUGAAGCAGAUCAAAAUAAUCCAUCACAAUGGCUUUAACGAUGAGGAACGUGACCUCUACAAGCCUGUAGUCUACAGUAAUACACUGCAGUCGCUGGGAUCCAUACUAAGAGCGAUGGACUACCUGGAAGUGGACUACGGACAUGCUGACCGAGUGAAUGAUGCUCUGGCAGUUUUUGAAGUUAUCGCGGACCAAGCGGAUGACCAAGCAUUCAGCAUCCAGCUGCUGGCAUCCAUGAAGCGCCUCUGGCACGACAGCGGUGUCCAGGAAUGCUUUCAGCGGUCGCGGGAGUACCAGCUGAAUGACUCGGCGAAAUACUUCUUGAACAACUUGGACCGCAUCGGCCGUCGCAACUACACGCCCACCGAUCAGGAUAUCCUGCGUACACGCGUAAAGAGCACUGGUGUAACGGAGACACACUUCUCCAUGAAGGGACUCAACUGCGUCUUGCUGGAUGUUGGCGGGCAGCGGUCGGAGCGUAAGAAGUGGAUCCACUGCUUUGAGGAUGUCACCGCGAUUUUCUUCUGCGUGGCGCUGAGUGCGUACGACCUGGUGCUUCGUGAAGAUUCUAGCGUUAACCGGAUGACCGAAAGCUUAGUGCUGUUCCGCUCCAUUCUCAACAACCGCUGGUUCGAGAAGACUUCAAUCGUGCUUUUCCUGAACAAGAAGGAUCUGUUUGAGGACAAGCUGCGCGUAUCGCCACUGUCCAUCUGCUUCCAAGAAUACACAGGAUCGAACACGUUCUACGAGGCGGCCACCUAUGUCCAGAACCAGUUUGAGCUGAUGAACGACAGCCGCUUCCAUAAGAAGGUCUACACGCACUUGACGUGUGCCACGGACACUGACCACAUGCGCUACAUCUUCGACAGUGUCAUGGAUAUACUAAUUAUGAACAAUCUGCGAGCUACAUCAUUCGCCUGAUGACCUCCGAGUCUCCAUCAGCUGCAAGCCAUUGUACUCGUCCAUUCACCCUCCCCUCCCCCUCCCCCGUAUUUGCAACUAGUGGUGUGCAACCAAGCUAGUAACAUAGUGUGCUUCCGUCACUCUGUUACUAGCCAUUUGAUAGCUUGAGCUGGUCCUCUUGAGUGCUUUUGAGGUCUUUCUAUCUGCUGCGUGCAUUCGUGCUGUACGAGGGGUCGCUCUGGCACUGUACGGCGUGCGCACAUGUUGGCGCUGGCCACGUACCGUGUGUGUGUGCUUCUAUGAUCCAGUGUGAUAUACCGAUUCCUGUAUAUCCUUUUGCGUAAUGCCACUGUACAGCCGGCCAUGUACCGGUCAGUUGCCGCCAGUGCAUUGCCUCUCGCCCACCAGCUGAUUUUACACUUGAAAGUGUUGUACUCCCCGUGAGUCCCGAAUAUCUGGCCAAUCCCGGUGCUGCGGCCGUUCUUCUUUGGGUGCUGGCUCUGCUGGCAAUGUUAUAGUGCUCUUGUAUAUUUUCUGUUAUAGAGGACAUGUCAUGUAUCAUCUUGCUGGCAAUCCUUGAGUUCCGUGACGUAAUCUGCCUUUCGUCAGUUGAAGCUCGAUGAGAAGUUUUGCGUUGUGCAGGGUGUUUUUGCAUUGAUUUUCAUUUUUACACCUCUGUGACGUUGUCAUAGCAGUGAACCAUCUUGAAGCUGGCGUCUA